Prunus armeniaca (apricot) is the source of this 1059-nucleotide messenger RNA. The record is from the annotation of a GenBank genome assembly. Lineage: Eukaryota; Viridiplantae; Streptophyta; Magnoliopsida; Rosales; Rosaceae.
AUGGCUUGCUCCUCCUCCUCCUCCCAACUACCAUCGCCAUCCACCACCGUCGAUGAAACCAGCCCCGCGUCAAUCUCCACCGUCCAUACGGACAUAAUCCAGACCCACAUCCUCACCCGCCUCGACGGCCCCACGCUUGCCUCCGCCGCCUCCACCUCCUCCCAACUCCACGCCCUCGCCUCCCACCACCCCCUCUGGGCCAACAUCUGCCGCUCCACGUGGCCAUCCACUUCAACGCCACGUGUCCGCCAAGUCAUCUCCACGUUCCCCGAUGGCGCCUUCUCCUUCUUUUCCGACUCCUUCCCGCUCCUCACCAACCUGGAUGCCGCCGCAACAACUCUCGCGCCGAAUCACGAUCAGGACCGCCCGUGUGAAUUAAUCUCGGCCGUCGAUAUCUACCACCGCGACAAGCUCAUUCUGAGCAAGGUCGUCGAGACGGAGACCGUGACCGGGUGGUUCCGGUGCUCGCCGUUCCGGAUUGACCUGCUGGACCCCAAGGACGUGGUCCCCACCCAAAUCAAGUACCCAGCGGGCCAGGAAUCCGACACGUGUCGCGACCUCGGGGAUGAUCUGACCCUCAGCUGGAUUCUGAUGGACCCGAUCGGACGGCGGGCGAUGAACCUCUCGAGCCACAGGGCGGUGUCGGUGCAGCGGCACUGGCUGAGCGGGGAGGUGCACGCGCGGUUCGCGUCGAUUCUUCCAGGGGAGAAGGGGUCGGCGUCGGAGCAGGUGCAGUGCGGGAUCUUGGUCACGUGCGGGGAGUCGGAGGGAGGGGAGCUGCAGGUGAGGGAGGUGAGCUUGCAGGUGGAGGACAUGGAUGGAAUGCAUUUGAACGGGAGGGAUGGUUUGGUAAUUUUGCAGAGGGCGUUGGAGGGCAGAAAGGGAAGAAAGAAGAGCAGGAGAGAAGAGGAGGGAAAAAAGAGAUACGAAGAGUAUUUAGAGAGGAAGAAGGAAAGGAAAGAGAAGAAGCUGAGGACAGAAGGGACAUUAGAUACUUUGUGUGUGGCUUUUGGGGUAUUGGGGUUUUUCGUCUUCUGGUUAUUUAUUCUGUGCAGAUGA